AUGCUGGCAGAGCUGGGGUCCUAUCUGCUGCUGGCAGUGACGCUGCUGGGCCUGGGCCCCAGGGCCCAAGCGAUGAAAGGUGUCAAAUGUGGGGGUGUGCUCUCAGCACCUUCCGGAAACUUCUCCAGCCCCAAUUUUCCGAGACUGUACCCUUACAACACGGAGUGCAGCUGGCUGAUCGUGGUGGCGGAGGGGUCCUCCGUGCUGCUCACCUUCCAUGACUUUGACUUGGAGUACCAUGACACCUGCGACUUUGACUUCUUGGAGAUCUACAAUGGAGCCUCAGCAGACAAGGGCAACCUGCUGGGGAGAUUCUGCGGCCAGGUGCCCCCGCCGCCCUUCACCUCAUCCUGGCACGUCAUGUCUGUGGUCUUCCACUCGGAUAAGCACGUGGCUAGCCGCGGCUUUGCUGCAGGCUACCAGAAAGAUGUGUGUGGUGGUGUCCUGACCAGCCUGUCCGGGGCCCUCACCAGCCCUGAGUACCCCAACAACUACCCCAACAAUGUGGAAUGCCGCUGGGUGAUCCGGGCCGCUGGCCCUGCCACCAUCAAGCUGGUGUUCGUGGACUUCCAGGUGGAGGGCAACGAGGAGUGCACCUACGACUAUGUGGCUGUGCUCGGGGGCCCUGGCCCGGCCCGUGGGCACCACUACUGUGGCAGCACCAGACCCCCAACCCUGGUGUCCGUGGGCCACGAGCUGCAGGUGGUCUUCAAGUCCGACUUUAACAUUGGAGGCCGGGGCUUCAAGGCCUACUACUUCUCAGGGGAAUGCCAGGAGGUGUACGUGGCUGUGCGAGGCAACUUCUCCAGCCCCCAGUACCCCGGUUCCUACCCCAACAACAUCCGGUGCCACUGGACCAUCCGCCUGCCUCCUGGCUACCGGGUUAAGGUAUUCUUCCUGGACCUGGACCUGGAGGAGCCCAACAGCCUGACCAGGACCUGUGACUUUGACCAUCUGGCAGCCUUUGACGGGGCCAGCGAGGAGGCACCCCUGCUGGGGAGUUGGUGUGGCCACAACGUGCCACCACCCAUCACCUCGAGCCACAACCAGCUCCUGCUAUUGCUGCACACGGACCGCAGCGCCACCCGCAGGGGCUUCUCUGUGGCCUACAUCGGAGUGGUGCCCAUGAACGUGAGCUGCUCCCGCACAGACUUCCAGAUCCUGAUCUCGGCGCAGGCGCUGGCCCCACUGGAGCGGACCAAGGUCUACCUGGGCAGCCGGAGCUGUGCCGCCCAGGAAGUUGGCAGCAACUUCAGGAUCCAGGCCCGCUUUGACACCUGCGGCACUGAAUCUCAGAGAAGGAACAAUACUUCCGUGAUCGUCAGUGUGCUGUACAUCGACUUCUCGGCUGCUGGGCAGGAUGACAUCCACGAGUAUGAGGUCCUCUGUGAGCCACGGCGCAAGGAGGCUUCUGUCCACCUGCUGUCCGGCUCCAACUGGCGUGGGCCCUACGCUGCCACUGCUGAGCACCUUCAGGAAGCGCCACCCAGGGACGAGGCAGAGGCACUGGAUGGCCCGGUGACCGCCGUGGCCCAGGAUACAAGUGACAUCGUCUUCCUGGGACUUUGCAUCCUGGCUGGAGUCCUCAUGGUCAUUGCCAUUGUGGUCCUGAUGCUGCUAUGA
This is a messenger RNA of Otolemur garnettii (small-eared galago), 1623 nucleotides long. It is a transcript of the gene CDCP2, whose product is annotated as CUB domain containing protein 2. The coding region runs from base 1 to 1623 and encodes 540 amino acids. The transcript has 6 exons. Lineage: Eukaryota; Metazoa; Chordata; Mammalia; Primates; Galagidae. The record is from RefSeq and is a predicted model, not a curated record.